AUGGAGGAGAUAAUGACAAUGAUCUUCAACGGAAUCAAUCUGGUUAAGGAGCUUGAGUUUAGCUUAUCAUCACAAGAGCCGCCAGAAUCAGAUUUAUCUAAUUCUCUCGGCUUGAUCUCCACUUUAUUCGGAGACGCAAACGAGCGGCUUACAAUCCUACUAGCGUGGAGGAACUCUUUGCCUCAACAUGAACCGGUUCGAAUGAUGGAUAUGAUGAUGCAGACAGAACCGGCUUUGACGCAGGACCACUUGUUAAGGUGCCCUAUGAUGCAGACGACAGUGGAGGGUCUUGAUACAUCGAGGCCAAGGGGAGGAUGGAUGUUCCCGCCGGACGACAAUUACACUUGGCGUAAAUAUGGUCAGAAGGGAAUUCUCUGUUCUACAUUUCCUCGGGCGUACUAUAGGUGCACCCACCAGAAAUUAUACAAGUGUCCGGCGAAGAAGCAAGUGCAACGGCUCGAUGAAGAUCCUUAUACGUUCCGUGUCACUUACCGUAGUACACACACGUGCCAUUUAUUCACCACUUUCCCGAUCUCAUCAGCACAUACCACCACAACAACCGCAAACGUACCCGCCGUCGUUAACUUGGCCGAAGCUAUGAUUAGAAACAUGGACUCCGUUGUUCCAUUAUUGGGUGAACCCUACUUUAACCAUCAUUGCCUCGUUCCUGGAGAUGAUGGUGAUGGCGACACGUGGAACUCUCCUUCGCAGAGAUACGAAAUGUCCUCCGAUCCUAGUUAA
Molecule: messenger RNA, 741 nt
Organism: Camelina sativa (false flax)
Lineage: Eukaryota; Viridiplantae; Streptophyta; Magnoliopsida; Brassicales; Brassicaceae
Source: RefSeq, a predicted model, not a curated record